GAUAUAUUAUUGUAAAUAUUUUUCACAUAUCUUGGUUUGAAUAUGCUGUCAUUAGCUAAGUUGCUUAGCUUACUUGUUAUUUUUUGGGGAGAGGGAAUAAGUGCAAGGUUAUAGAACUGUUUCAUAGAUUUAUAAUGGGGAGUAAAAGUUUUUUAACUUUAAAAUUAAACUUAAAACAUCUAGUCAGUCAUUUUGAAGUAGUUAUUCUUUCUUUUGGAAUUAAGUUUAGAAUACUGUAGUGUCUAUCGACUAAUAUGUUAUGUAACUGUUAAGUUGUUACAUAAAUGUCUUACAACCCAUUUGGCACAAACUGCACUUCCCAACACGUUCGACCUGAUCUUACCUCUAGGAUUGGUCACCCUUUUCACAGGGAGUAAUAAAGACAACCACAGUUAAUAACUUUAAUACCACCAUGUGAUCUCCGUGUGACCAGAUUUAUAAAGGCAAUAAAAGACAGAUAACAGCUUAAUAUGAACAUGACUGAACUGGGAACUUGCAAAGGUAACUGCAACAAAGAUGACCAUCAGAGAAACUAUCCAUGGUUCUGCUUUGUGCAGUGUCCUAUGAAACUACAUUUAUCAACCAAAUUACCAAAACAAAAAUGUAAUGUCAUAGAGUUUAGAGAUUGGUUUGAUUGGUUUGAGUGUAAUCACUGAUUUAACUUAAAGUAAUUAAAGAAAAACAGGAGAAAUUAAAACUGCAGGCAGCGAUGUCAGACACUGCAUGCAUGAGCUAUAUCUGACAAUAUUUUCUGCGUGGACUGCAUUGCACUGAUAAUUAUGUAUGGUAAAUUUUAUAUCGCUCCAUGGGUCUGGUAGGUGGCGCAAGAUAGCAUGCGCUAAGCAUGCAUUAUUUUGCUGCAUGGACCACACAGCAAAAAACUAUUGUUAAUCCGAUAAUGUUUGUCACACAAGGGCCACCUCCUGUUGCCAAUAGGUGGCACAAUAAUUUGACACAGUAUUGGCAUGUGGAUGACUUCAGGUCUGAACUCUUAUCAAGCAUGAGAAAUUUUGGGCAGAUUGGACAAUGUAUGCUCAAGUUACAACAACUUCCUGUUUAAUGGGUGUUGGGGAAACAUGCAAAAUGGCUGCCACACCAUGGAAACAUUCAACGAAACCCCUAAAAUUUUAACAGCUUGUCUUUGUUAAGGUCUUAAGAUUGUGCUGAUCAAAUUUGAAGUCGAUCUCAUUAAUUAGUUAGGAACAGUACAACACCUAGAAAUGGCCAAAAAUACACUGAUAUUGCCCAUUAAUUUCAACAUGUCUUACUUCCUGUUGUGUUAAGUGUAUGGCUCCAAGACACUUUUUUAAGUCUUGGUAUGUUAAAUAUGCUUGCUAAAUGUCAGGCAUCUAGGUAAAAUGAGCCACGAGGGCUACUUUAUAGUAAUUUUGUAGGGGGCACUAUCGAGCUAUUAUGUCACACACGAGCAUGAAAACCAAAAUCUGUAAACUUUUUCAAUUGUUUUGUGAGUUUUUGAGCACAUUUAGCCCCUCAGAGAUGCAAUUCACUUGCAUAAAUGAUGAUAAUCCCUUGUAUUAGAACAGGGUCCUCAACCCAAUCAAUACUUUGGCCUAGGAAUUCGAAAAUGAACAGGCCUACCAUGCACAGGCCCAGGGACCUAAAGUGUCACUCAAAUAAAUUCGUAUCGACCAACCGACCGGGAAGAUGCCCAAAAUGCCCAUAAAAAGACACAAAAAGACCACAAAAAGAUGCAAAGAAAAUGCAAAGAGACACAAGUAACUCCAAAAAUGAGUAAAACAACCACAAGGAGACACAAAAUGACUACAAAGUGUCACAAAGCAACCAAAAAAGACACAAAAUUACCUACAGAAACACAAAAUUACCCCAAAAAGACACAAAAAUCUCUCGGUAAGACCCAAAUGACUACAAAACGACACAAAAACAACCAUUAAGAGAUACUUAAUAACCACAGACUAUGCGUUUUGCUCCCAUGUGGCAGAGUGGGUGGGGCCCUUUGCAUAUCUGUGCCCAGGAGCCCACAGUCUCAUAAUUCGCCCAUGUUUGGGCCAUAACUAAAGCAAACACAGUAUGCUACCUUUGCGGACAUUACAAGUUCUGUAUGGUUGGGAGAGAGUUACAGCCUCGAGCAAGGGAGUUCAAGUAUCUUGGGGUCUUGUUCACGAGUGAGGGUAGAAUGGAGAGCGAGGCUCAGCCUUAGAGAUAGGGUAAGGAGCUCGGAUAUCCGGAGGGAGCUCGGAGUAGAGCCACUGCUCCUUCGUGUCAAAAGGGGUCAGUUGAGGUGGUUCGGGCAUCUGAUCAGGAUUCCUCCUGGGCACCCCCCGUCAGAGGUGUUCUGGGCACCUCUCACUGUAGAAGGCCCCGAGGCAGACCCAGAACACGCUGAAAGGACUACAUAUCUCAUCUGGCCUGGGAACAUCUUGGGGUCCCCUAGGAGGAGCUGGAAAGCAUUGCUGGGGAGAGGGACGUCUGGGGCGUUUUGCUUGGCCUGCUGCUCCUGAUAAGCGGAUGAAUAUUGAUGGACGGACAACUUCUGUAGCAUACAGUGUUUGUGAAAACUUUAUAAUAUUUUCUUUGUGUGUUUAUAAAAGGUCUUUGCUGAUUCCUCUGAUAUUUUAAGUAAUUAUUUGUUGCAUAGUGUAUCCAAAGUGAUAUAUGGACAUCAUUGCGUUGAGUGUGACAAGAGACAGAGGAUCAGUUGGAUGUUGUAAAGACAUCUGAAAAUGAGAGUUUGUUUGUGCGCACCUUUCAACAUGUACCUUGAACUCAACGUAUUUCAUCAAAACAUAAGGCUAAUGACAGGUAAUCUAAGGACACUGUAAUUUAACAUGUUGUAUGCAUUGUAUUGGGGUUAUGAUAAUAUUGUUGAGUCAUUAAAACUAAUUUCGUAUUUCUUAAAAUGUGGUAGAUUAUGAUUUAAAAUGAAGUUUUACCCAUAUUUUAAAGUUGAUUUCCUUGAUUGACUGGUUGAUUGUUAAUUAUGGCAUAACUGUACUAAGCUUCAACGAACCAAGACCUAGAGUCACCCAGUCGUUGGAUCAUAUUGAUUUACUCAUUAAACUCGGUCUAAUCAUUUGCGAGGCGCCAUAAAUGUGUGCACUGAAGUCCUUCAUCUCCAUGGCCACGUAUACAAUCAAUCAUUAAUGUUUAAUAAACAAGAGAAGCUGGCUAUAAGAAUCAAGCGCACGUCCAAGAGUGAUACUAUCACUGAGGGAAAAGGCAAACAGAAUGGAUGUAAGGACGCACCGUUGCAUGACACAACUGGACUAAUUACACACGUUAAGCAAAUGCUCAACACAUUUUUCUCUGGAUGUGAUGUUGCCAGGAAGAAAGAGUGAUGUUGACAUGAUGGUACAGUAAAGAUUUUUGAUUUUCUUUCUCAGUGAUGUUCUGUUAGUCAGAAUGAAAGAAGUUGAAGACAGUAUUGCAGUGGUCGGCAUCGGCUGCAAUUUCCCAGGCGGAGAAGGGCUUGACAAUUUCUGGAGGGUUCUGGUGGAUGGGAGAAACUGUUCUGUACCGAUUCCAAAGGAGAGAUUUGAUUUGGCCAGCUGGUAUGACCCAGAUGACAAUAAAGCGGGUAAAUCCCGGACAGCCAACGCUGCUCUCAUUGAAGGGUUCAAUGAAUUUGACCACAAGUUUUUCGGCAUCAGUGACAGUGAAGUGGAACAAAUGGACCCUCAACAAAAACAGCUCCUUCAGUGUGUCUACAGGGCGCUGGAGAAUGCUGGAAUUCCUAUGGAGAAGGCUAGUGGGACCAGGACAGGAGUGUUUUUUGGUUUAAUGAACAGAGAUUAUGAGACAAAUGCUGCACACGUGCAUCCAAGUGUGAUCAACCACUGGACCGGCACAGGCCUUGCAAUGAGUAUUGCAGCAAACAGAGUCUCCUACAUCUUCAACUUCACUGGGCCCUCACUGUCCAUAGACUGUGCCUGCUCAUCGUCUCUCGUGGCUCUUCAUCUUGCCUGUCAGUCCAUUAAACAAGGUGAUUGUGACAUGGCUGUUUGUGGAGGAGUCAACUGUAUCAUAGAGCCAAGGGUGUUUGUUGCUCUCAGCAAGGCCAAGAUGAUCUCACCUGAAGGGACCAGCAAACCUUUCUCCAACAGAGCAGAUGGUUAUGGCAGAGGGGAGGGCUGCGGGGUCGUUCUCCUGAAGCCUCUGAAAAAGGCUAUACAAGACCAUGACCAUAUCUGGGGCAUAAUCAGCAAAACAGCCGUCAACCAAGAUGGACACUCAGUUACUCCAAUCACCAAACCAUCCAUGACUCAACAAGAGGAACUCCUGCGCAGAAUCUACUCAGAGUCUGACCUUGCAGAUGUCCAGUACAUAGAGGCACAUGGAACUGGAACCCCAGUUGGAGACCCAACAGAGGCAGGAAGCAUCUCAAAUGUCAUCGCUAAAGCAAAACCUCCAGGUUCAGAGACACUGCGGAUUGGCUCUGUAAAGAGCAACAUUGGACAUACAGAAUCUGCAGCUGGAGUGGCUGGACUUAUUAAGAUUCUCUUAAUGAUGAAGCAUGAGACCAUUGUUCCUUCAGUUUUCUACUCUGAGGAGACUGCCAGUGUUGACGCCAAAGCCCUGAACAUUAAAGUUCCUAAGAAAGCAGAAAAGUGGGAUUCCUCUCGUGCAAGAAUUGCAGGAGUGAACAACUUUGGCUUUGGGGGUACAAAUGCACAUGCCAUUGUCAAACAGCACAAACAGUCCCACAUUCAGAGAAAGAAUGAUGGGAAACAGGCAGGGUAUUUUGUCAUGUCUGCAAAUUCACCAAAAUCUCUUACUCUGAUGAUGGAAGACACCAUUAAACAGCUAGAAGAUGAACACAAAGUUGAUCUAGAUUCACUGCUGUACACGUCAGCUUGUAGGAGGACGCAUCUAAAACAUAAAUACAGAAAGGCCAUCAUGGUUUCAUCUGUAGUUGAUCUAAAAGAGAAGUUAAGUGCCACUGUAGGCAAAAACAUUCACCCAUCCUACUCAGAUUCAAGGUUAGUGUUUGUCUUUUGCGGAAAUGGUGUCACUUACCAUGGCAUGUGCAAACAGCUACUAAAACAUGAGCCUGUAUUCAGGGAUAAGAUUGAAGAGACUGCACGACUGUUCCAAAGACAUAGUACGCGGAACAUCUUGGACACACUUGAGAGUGAGGUUGAGGGUAGUGACUUCAACAAUCCACAUGUUGUCCAGCCACUCCUCUUUGCUAUCCAAGUUGGCAUUACCACCCUUCUCAGACACUGGGGUGUCAAGCCUGAUGCAAUACUCGGACACUCUGUUGGUGAGGUUGCAGCCGCUCACUGUUCUGGCCUCUUGUCUCUUGAGGAUGCAGUUAAGGUCAUCUAUUUCCGCAGCACUCUCCAGAGCAAAGUCACUGGGGGGAAGAUGCUUGUGAUCAGCAACAUGGCUGUAUCAGAGGUAACUGCUCUUCUCCCUCGUUACUCUGGUAGAAUCUGCCUUGCUGCUUUCAACAGCCCUCACUCCUGCACCCUCUCAGGUGAUGCAGAUGCAAUUGAGAGCUUCCAUAAGGAGCUGAGCACCUCAGCCAACAGUCAGAAUCUGUUCCUUCGUGUCCUGGAUGUCCCGGCUGCUUACCACAGCCACAUGAUGGACCCAAUUCUGCCAGAAAUCAAGGAGACAAUUGGCUCCCUACAGGCGAAUGAUCUUGACACAGAGUUGUUCUCAACAGUGACAGGCAAGGAGGUCCAGGAGGGGGAAUUCUGCACAGGGGAAUACUGGGCUAGAAACAUUCGUGAGCCAGUAGCUUUUGAGCAGGCAGUAAGGUUAGCCACUAAAGGCAAGAAUAACACAGUGUUUGUGGAGAUAGGGCCAAGAAGGGCGCUUCAGAGAAACAUAAUGGAAUCUCUGGGUAAUGACACGCCUGUUCUUGCCUCAGUGCAGCCAGAGAAAGAUCAGGAAACGUUAAUGUCUGUUGUGUCUAAACUGUUUGAACUGGGUGUCCAUGUAAAUUGGAACACCUUCUACAGAGGAUAUGAGACGACGCCACUGCCUAUUCCGAAAUACCAGUUUGAUUGCUCAGACAGAGAUGUUAUCAUUGGGGCAGCACAGAAAAGCACAGCAAGUAAUCACCCUGUGCUCUGCCAAACAGGAAGUGAAAGCAAUGUUUUCAGCUGUGAUCUGAUGUCUGACUCUUCUUUCUAUCUGAAAGAGCACAAGCACAAUGACAUCCCCAUCAUCCCUGGUGCCUUCUAUGCUGAGUUGGGUUUAGCUGCAUGCAUGGCCACCACCAAACCAAAAGUACCACUCAGCUCACUGCGGCUCAGUGUCAGUUUUCACAGUCCAUUUGUUUUAACCCAGCAUUCCCCUGAAAUGAAGGUGCAAGUUGAACAAACAGAGAAGGAAACUAAAUUCAUGGUACUCUCCCCGUCUGCAACGUAUGCGUCAGGCACAGUGGUUUCAAAGAAAGAGAGGCUCAUAGAGGAGCAGUGCAUCUCACUAAGCUCCAUCCUCAAAAGAUGCAAAUCUGUAGUAAGCUCUCAAGAGUUCUAUGGGUAUCUCUCUCAAGGAGGCUUUCAGUAUGGAGAUGUCUUCCUGAAUAAAGCAGAUGUGCACUAUGGAGAAGAUCUCAAGGAGGCUUUUGCAAAUGUCACAGUUCCAGAAGAACUGCGGUCUCAGUUGCAUGACUACUGCAUUCAUCCUGUUGUGCUGGAUUAUCUGAUGCAGCUUCUGCCAGUAACAGUAGAGCACAUUUUCGCUGGUAGACCAGGAUUUCCUGCCAAAAUAGGAAGUUUGACAGUGUUUGAACCCUUGCAUGAUGAGAUGGUUGUCUAUCUGAGAGCAAUUGAUGUGGGCGUUGAUCACUUUGAGAUUUGUGGCUGCUUUGCAGAUAACGAGGGAAGAGUGUUGGUUGAGGUUAAGAAUGUGAUCAUCAAGUACCUUGGCAGUCGCUCACAUGUGGUUGAGGAGUAUUUCUACCAUAAUGCCUUUAGUGUCAUCCCUGAAGGCGACACAUCUGUUCCUCCUCCUAAGGCCCUGGUCUUCUGCGACUCUAUAGGGAUUUCUAAAGGCCUACAGCAAUAUCUGGACUCAAAGUCUACAUACAUUUCCUUCACACAUGCAAAAGAUAUCUUGAGCCAUGGGUUUCCUUCUCAGUUGGCAAAUCUCAACAUAACAGAUAUUGAGAAAAACUUUGAUGAGGUCUUAUUUUUGUGGGGCAAAGAGGACCUCACUUCACUGGCCGCUGAAGUUGUCCUGCAGAAUUUGGCAAACUUGUGUGAAGUUUUCCGCCAAAUUGUCCUUGAGAUGAAGCGAAUUAGCUUCCCAAACAACAUCAGAGCUGUCACCUACCGUUCCUCUGACAUCACAGUGGACCACAUAAGUCCAGGUUUUGCUCUCGCUGGUAUGACAAGAUCAUUUGCUGCAGAAAUACCAGAUCUUACAUUUCAGCUGAUUGACAUAAGCUCUACCUCUGCUGAGGACCUUGCAGCUCUGUCUGAGGUCCUAAGAUCGCAUCCUUGCAGCAAUUACCCAGAGUUGGUGGUAAAAGACGGGCUGAUUCUGAAACCUUCCAUCGUCCGUACUACACCUGAAAUCAGUCCCAGUUCAGAGGGCAGCUUUACCACUACAAUGUCUGACUCCUGCAUCCUUCAGACUGCUGAUGCACAUAAGAUGACUCAACUGAGUGCCAUCCUCUUUGAGGAGGAGGCCCAGCCAAUCAGGGAUACAUCAGUUGAAAUUCGGCCCACAAGAAUAUGUGUUCAUUCAUCUGAUUACUUUCCUGUCAGUGCUUCACAUCUCAAAUUUGGCCAGACAAUGUACUGGAACAAACACUCAUCACAGAAACACAAGCUACUGGCUCUUGAUUUCAGUGGUACUAUUACAGCAGUCGGAAAAGAUGUCAGGAAACUGAAAGUAGGAGACCAUGUUGCUUCCUGUUACCCUGUGGUAGCAGCCAGCAAGAUCACCGUACCAGAGGAUGUGUGCUACAGCACCAAGCGGUUCCCAUUCCUUCAAAAAACACCCUGUGUUUCCUACUUUGUGCUAGCAUGGGAAAUCCUGCAUCGUGUUUUGCCCAGAGCCAAACAUAAUCUAGGAAUUGUAUCAUCUGUGCCUGAUUCUGCUCUGAUGAAAGUCUUGGCGCUCACUUCUUACAAGUCAGGUUGGAAUGUGGUUGUUGGCACACAGUGCAAUGGCUCUUUUGUCAAUGUCAAUCAAAUGGAUGUUUUUGUCGUCCUGCCUCCAUUUGAUGAAUCUCUGAUUGCAAAAAUUUGCAACUUCCCAGGUGUCCAACAUGUUGUCUUCAUCUGUGUAUCUCAGAUGCAGUGCCUGCUUGCUCAGGAUGUGUCCCAAAGUGUGAAGGAAAGUGUUCACGUGCAGACAAUUCAGAUGCCACUCAUUUUGCAAAAGGGAUUCUUGAGUUCACAAAGGCCACACAUUUACCACUGGCUGAAGUUCCUAAACCUGAGCAGGAAAUUUGCUAUUGAGAGCUUUACCUUUCAGAAUGUGAAAUCUGAAAGCAUUGAGAGCCUUGAUUCAGAGACACCACAAUCAUACUUCAACUCAAAGAAGUUAGCUGUUGUAGCUCUGGAUAAAAGUGUCAGCAGUACACUGUCUGAUAUUCCAUUGCUGCCAACAAAAAAACAGCUUUUCCGAAAGAGAGCAGUGUACAUAGUGGCAGGUGGUCUUUCUGGUCUGGGCUUUGAAACCGUCAAGUUCAUUUCACAAAGAGGGGGUGAGUACAUCGUCAUACUCUCCAGGAGCAAGCCCACGCCAGAUGUGCAGCAAGAGAUACACAAUGUGGAGAAACAGUGUGGAAACUUUAUCUCUACCAUGGAGUGUGACGUAUCAGUGUCUGAGUGUGUGCACAAGGUCAUCAGUGUCAUUGGCCAGAAAUUCCCUGGUUGUCCAAUCAGAGGAGUGUUUCACAGUGCAGUUGUCUUGCAUGAUGGGCUGAUUGAGACCCUUGACAGAUCUCUUUAUGAGAAAGUUUUUAAACCCAAAGUAAAUGGUGUACUGAAUUUGCACCAUGCAACAAAGCACUUUCAGUUGGAUUACUUUGUGUGUUACUCUUCCAUCUCAGCUUUUCUGGGAAAUGCAUCACAAACAAACUAUGCAGCAGCCAACACAUUCCUUGACAUGUUCUGUCAUUAUCGGCGCAAACUCGGGCUGCCUGGGCAGUCCAUUAGCUGGGGAGCUCUAAACAUUGGUCUCCUCUUGAACAAGGAGCAUUUCCAGCGGUUUCUGGAGGCAAAGGGGAUGAUGGUGUUGGAUGUGGCUGAGAUUUAUAAAAGUCUGGAGCAAUGCCUUGUGAUCAAUCAACCCCAACAGGCUGUUUGCAGGUUUCACUUCAGAAACAUCAGCCAGAACAUCCUCUCUCAAAAUGUGGCCUUGACCAAGCGCCUGUUCGCACUGGUAGACGAGGCUCUCCAAAAAUCCAAAGAGACAGACUCUCAAACUAAACAAGCCAAAUCUGUCUCACCAAAAGAUUAUGUCAUAUCUCUGCUUUCUGAGACCAUCGGCAUGGAUGAAAGUGAGCUGAAAGAUGAAUCGCCUCUUUUAUCCUUAGGCAUUGACUCCAUGCAGGCCAUGACCCUGCAGAAUCUCAUCUUUCAGGGGAGAGGUGUGAAUGUGCCUUUGGUCAAACUAUUGGAUCCCAAUGCCACGAUAUCAACAGUAGUAGCUAUACUGAGUGAAGAAGAUGAAGGUGAAAGUUUUAGUGAUAACCCAGAGCCGCUUCCAGUGGAAGACAUCAGUGUCGUUUCUACCAGAUUGUAAAAAUGAGAAACGCAAAUACAGAAAUGUAAAUAUUAGUUAUCAGAGCAUUGUAAUGCUGGACUAGCUGAACAUUUCUAAUUGGAUUCAGUAGAAGGCUGAUGAUGGCCAUUGCAAUGCAACAGCAUACCUGUGUUAAUGCCACAUAUUUAUACUGUAUUUUUCUUUUCUUUUUUUUUGUAAAUGCUUUGCUUUGGUUAUUGUUUUGGUUCAUUUUGGUGUUGCAGUUUUACACUGUAAUUUUUAUGUUUUUUUGGAGACAUGCCUGAUUUUGAAUGGAUGUUUUGUAUUGGGUUUACUCAUUCUGUUUUGUGUAAUAUGUUCAUGAUGAAAACAGUCAGAAUUACACUUUAAUACACAGUUAUUGUUGUUAAAUGAUUUUAACAGUUAAUAAUUUAUGUAAAUACAUGUAAAUAUUUGUAUAAAUGUAAAUGUAAGUGCAUUCUUAGUUUAUCAAUUUUCAUCCAUUUUUAAAGUCAUUUUUCAAAUCUAUCACGGCGUUCGGUCCGCAUAAUACUAUCAUCUUUUAUUUGUCUGUUUUACUUUCACUCAUCUCUCAUAGGUCAUGGUCAGUUGUUAUCACUGCUGGCUCAUUGAUUCUGAUUGAUUAUCACUUUUAUCAUGGUGAUGAUGGAACAAAAUGUGAUACAGUAUCCUGGUAUGUCCCAUAAAUGUUCAAUUGCAGAAAUAAUUAUUGAGUCUUUUGCUGUUUCAGCCACUAAUUUAUUACAUGUGUGGACAAGGACAUUGCUUCAAUAAGGAUAUACAUGCAAAUAAAUUUAAAAAAAAAAAAAGAUAUUCUAAUAUCUUAUGUAAGUAUUUAUAGCUCUAUUUUUCUCUAAAUACAAAUCACAACUAAGCACUUCCUCCUAUCAGUCAAUAAAUUAUUUGGCUAUAGAACUAUUAUGGGGAAUUUUGAUAGUACAGAUAUUUGGUAUUGCAUCUGCGAUUUUAUACCAGCGCCUAUUAAAAAUAUAAAUAUAUCUGUGAAAUGGUACAUUUGGUGCAUUUCAUGUUGUCAUUGCAACAUGUCUCAUGUUGUUGUUUUUAAUUUUUUGUUUCUUCAUGACACAAUAAAACCAGC
Molecule: messenger RNA, 10777 nt
Organism: Epinephelus fuscoguttatus (brown-marbled grouper)
Lineage: Eukaryota; Metazoa; Chordata; Actinopteri; Perciformes; Serranidae
Exons: 6
Coding region: 3382-9696 (2104 amino acids)
Biological process (GO): fatty acid biosynthetic process
Molecular function (GO): fatty acid synthase activity; 3-oxoacyl-[acyl-carrier-protein] synthase activity
Source: RefSeq, a predicted model, not a curated record